AUGAUUUCUUCAUCAUCGGAGCAACUCGACUUGUUAAAUUCCAAAAAUUUUGUAUCACCAGCAGAGUUGGCCUAUCUGGAUUGUUAUUUGGAGGAUAGGACGAAGAAUAGCGAUGUGGAUUAUAGUAGAGUCUAUCAAGAAGCUAAGAAACAUAUUACAUGUAUGAAAAAAGCAACAUUUAACAAAUCCAAGAUAAAGUCUCUGUUAGGGGAAGGUGAUUUGGAAUCACAGGAAAAAUCAUAUAACUCGGUGGUGGAAAAACGAUUAAAAUUUCUGGAAUUGGUAAAUGAUAAAUUAUCAAAUUCAAUACAAUUUAUGGAAAAUAAUCAAGAUAAGGAUUUAAAUGUAAAGAUUAUUAUGGAACAAUUUACUACGACAUUCGAAUUUGCAGCAAAUAUUAUUCCUGUACCAACAGUUGAACCAGGAGAGGAAAAACCACAAAAAAAGAGAAAAUCGAAACAAUUAGAAAUUGACACAAGUGUUGCUACUACUUCCUCUUCUACGACAAAUCAUACAGCAGAAACACCAACUGAAACGCCAACAUCUGUUUCAGAAACACCAACUGAAGCAAAGGUGGAAUCCACUCCAAAGAAGAGAAAGUUCAAUAAGAGAACAGAAGCCUCAACUGCCACAAAGGUUCUUAAUGAUAGACUUUCAUCAAUUUUAGAGGAAUUAAAUAACCAUGAACAUGCUGAUAUUUUCAGAGAUGAAGUUCCAAAAGAUACACCUCAUUACUAUGAAAGUAUUUUACAACCAGUUUGCUUGACUCAACUCAAAAAAAAACUAGAAAAGAAGGAAAUUACAACAGAAUUGGAAUUGAAGCAUCAACUCUUAUUAAUGUACCAAAAUUGUAUUAUGUAUAACGAUGACGAUACUGAAUACUAUCAAGCAGCUAAAGAAAUGAAACAGUUUACAAUUGAUUUGUUUUCUACUGGAGCCAAUACAUCCCAAUCUAAUACUAAAAAAGUACAAACAAAGAAAAAAAAGAAAUAA
Naegleria gruberi is the source of this 993-nucleotide messenger RNA. Its product is annotated as bromodomain-containing protein. The transcript has a single exon. Lineage: Eukaryota; Heterolobosea; Eutetramitea; Acrasida; Naegleriidae. Gene Ontology annotation, molecular function: protein binding. The record is from RefSeq and is a predicted model, not a curated record. The coding region runs from base 1 to 993 and encodes 330 amino acids. Gene Ontology annotation, cellular component: NuA4 histone acetyltransferase complex.